Cantharellus anzutake is the source of this 524-nucleotide messenger RNA. RefSeq lists its product as uncharacterized. The record is from RefSeq and is a predicted model, not a curated record. NCBI's taxonomy places the organism in Eukaryota, Fungi, Basidiomycota, Agaricomycetes, Cantharellales, Hydnaceae. The transcript is spliced from 2 exons. The coding region runs from base 273 to 428 and encodes 51 amino acids.
GCUGCGUCUGCCGGAGUACCCGAGUGUUGCCCGAGUGAGGGGCAUCCAGUACAUCCGACCGCACAGGCAUACUACGACGGAGUCGCUGAUGUCCCCCCAAGUGCUCAAGGCAUGGUACCGACGUCUCCAUGUUUCAACUGGAUCGACGAUUCUGGAAGAGAUCAGCCCGAUGGUGCCAGUGGCAUUGAACCACUGACCCGAAUCCAGAAAGACCGUUUCCGGUGAGAUUUUCUUGAUUAUAGGUGGAGAAGUUCGGAUCGAUCGCGAACCUGAUGAUCGCCUACGUAGUAUCGCGUAACGAUCACGGACCAGUCCUCCUGAGGAUUGAACACGGAAUUGAUCCCCAUCCGCCAAAUCAGCCAAGGAUAUGUAAGGAUGCCCUUUGCAAAUGUGAUCCUGCGACUGAUUUAGGUGCCUAUGUUCUUUAAUACCCUAUACGUUACAGCGGGUUCAGGUCUGGGUCCAACAAGUAAACACCUCGUAACUAAUUUCUGCCACCUCAAGUUCGGAGUUGCCAAUGUGUU